This is a messenger RNA of Fundulus heteroclitus (mummichog), 1073 nucleotides long. It is a transcript of the gene nol12, whose product is annotated as nucleolar protein 12. The record is from RefSeq and is a predicted model, not a curated record. Gene Ontology annotation, cellular component: nucleolus. Gene Ontology annotation, molecular function: RNA binding. The coding region runs from base 65 to 763 and encodes 232 amino acids. The transcript has 6 exons. Lineage: Eukaryota; Metazoa; Chordata; Actinopteri; Cyprinodontiformes; Fundulidae.
CUGUGUUCCUUGUCGGACAUAUUUUACUGACGGAACUCCGCAACCGGUAACUCACGUGUUCAACAUGAAAAACCAAAAACAUAACCCUGCGUUCAAAAAGGCUAAAUUCAAGCCUGGCUCGAAGAAAAGAGAAAACAAAUGCGUCGUGACGUUUGACGACAAAGACAGACAAGAUUAUCUGACUGGUUUCCAUAAACGGAAGAUAGAAAGGAGGAAAGCAGCGGUGGAAGAAAUUAAAAAGAAAAUAAAGGACGAGCAGAAAAGAGUCAGAGAAGAACGUCACAAAGAAUAUGUGAAGAUGUUGAAGGAGAGGGAAGAAGCUCUUGCAGCGGAUGCUGAAGACGAGCUUGGCGAUGCAGUAAUCAGCACCACAGAGUGUGUUCAGUACGACCACCCAAACCACACCGUUACCGUGACAACCAUCAGCGAUCUGGACCUCUCAGGGGCUCACCUGCUCGGACCCGCAACGCACGAAGCUGAUGGCGAGAUGGAGGACAAAGAUAAAGUGGAGGAAGAGAAAACACACACCAUGCCAAAAAAACCGAGGGAUAUGAUCAUGAACAAAAAGAUCCGCUCCCUUACGACGGCGCUCAGCACGUGCACCAGCAAGCGGAGGAGGAAGGGGAAGCAGGAUGGCCGAGACAGACGAGGACGUCGGACAGACAAGAAACCUGGUUUCACAGAGGGUGGACACAGAGCCGGGAAGACCACCAAGAAACAGAGGCGUAGGCAGACGGGGAAGAAGAUGCAUCACCUCGACUAGGAGAGCGCGUGCACAAAGCCAGCGUGGGCUUCAGCCUCUGAAAUGAUGGGACAUUUUAUGCCAAAGUCGGCUUGUGGUUCUGUGUUUAAGCAGGAUGAUGAAGAUAUUUAAAUCUGUUCUCCCAUUUUGAAUACUUUCUUAGUCGUUGCUUAAAAUAUCUGUCUCUGGAAAUGUGUUGUAUGUUUUUCAACUAUUUUGUUGUUCUGUUUUUUAUAACACCACUUUUACUGCGUUGCUUAAAGAUUGUGUUCAUAUGUCGACUUUUUAUCUAGAGGUAAGAUGUCAAAUAAAGUAUUUGUUCUGCUUAGGA